GAGCAUCUUGCCUGGGGAGCUCCGGACCUGGGUGCAGCUGCAUCGCCCCGGGAGUGGGGAGGAGGCCGUGGCCCUAGUAGAGGAGCUGCAGAAAGACCUUGAUGGACCAGCACUAAAAGUGAGACAGUGGGAGGGGGGAAGAUCUGGAAUAGAGGGAAGGAGAAAACUGAGGCAGGGCAGGCUGGGCUGGAGGGUGAUCCUGUGAUUUUUAUUAAUAGUACCACACUGGCAACUCUAAUGCUAAUUAAAGUAAGUUCAUGAGCCGUUCCAACCAUAGAAUGUCUUUGCAGAGAAAUGGAUUUACGAUUGGACUCUUUGGGCCCAACUCAGAAUCAGCAGAAAGGCAUUGACUCUGCUUUGCCUGUUCCCCCACUCCGGGUGAUGCUUGCUAAUGCUGACUUUGGUUCAAGAUCCUGAAGAAGAUGAUGUUUGUAGGUGUUGCUAAAUAGAAGCCUAUGUAUUUUUUGUGUAAGUCCGUUUAGAAUGAUGAUAUAAGCUCUGGCACAGGAAGAAUGAAGCUUUCCAGGUCUGGUAAGGCCUCCCUGUGUGGCCCUGUGCCGUCGUUGGGGAUCCUGGGAGCCAAGGGACUGGGUUGAAAACUGAUAAAAAGUUUAUAUCCUUGACAGUUGAAUUGAAAUCCUUAUAUAGCCUCUAGUGUUCCUGUGAGAUCUCUUUCUGUCAAUUUGUAGCCCACUAAAAACCCUUUUUUUAUGAUGAGUUGGAUAUAUGAUAUCUGAUCCGUAGCUUAAACUAGGGAGUGGUACCAAGGAUUGGCUUAUUUGUUUUAAUCAUAAUAAAGAAUUUUAAAGUUAUCUGUUUCAUUAAAAAUCACUAAUCGAUCAUCCUCCUCAUUUGAGAGAUAAGAAAAUUGAGGCAGAGAAAGAUUAAAUGAAUUGCCUGAGGUUGGUCAGACAUGUAGCUGGCAGCAAAGCCGAGUGUCUAGGUUCCCACUCUAGUGUUCCUUCUAUUGGGGCAGGAAGGAACCAGUAAAGGUGUUAAAUAAGUAGAAGAGUUGUGAUUGAACCCAGGUCUGACUCUAAAAUCCAUGCUCUUAAUUACUGCUCGUUACUUCCCAUUCCCUCCUUAACCCACCCCCAGGUCUGGCUUCUGUCCCCACUGUUCUGUUCAGUCUCCUGUGGGAGAGGUCACCAGUGCCAUAAGGGCAUAAUGGCAGCUCCAUUGUUCUCAAGGCAAAGCUUUACUGCUGUUUUGAUGCUCCAUACUCGAGGUUCCAGUUCUUACGCAGGCCCAGGACACUCUGCAGGAGGGGAUGAGCUGUCCAGGAACCACGCUUCCUUCUGCAUGUGCCAACAGCCACAUAUCAGCUGGAGCAUGCCCAAGUCCUCCUCCUGACCCAGUGGUGUUUAACCUCCAGGAUCCUCAGCAUGAUGCUCUAGCCCCCGAAGCUUCUGCCCUUUCCCAGGAAGAGAACCCAAGAAAUCAAUUAAUGGCUCUCAUGCUCCUAACAGCCCAGCCCCAGGAGUUGGUGAUGUUUGAGGAGGUAUCAGUAUGCUUUACUUCAGAGGAAUGGGCCUGUCUGGGCCCAAUUCAGAGGGCCUUGUACUGGGAUGUGAUGCUGGAGAAUUACGGAAACGUGACCUCCCUAGAAUGGGAGACCAUGACUGAGAAUGAGGAGGCGCCGUCAACACCAGGCGUUUCUCAAAGAUCAGAUUCUCAGAAAGGAACAUCAAAAAGACUCCAAGGAAGUGUUCCCAAGGUCCUUGACUUUGAGGAGGAGUGUGCAUGGCAAGUGUUGGCAAGUCAGUGGCGAAAUGAAACAGGGGAAAGGGUAGAUACAAUGAAGAAAGGUUUCCCACAUGAACGAGACAAGAAGAGAAGAACUCCAUCAGAAAAACGAGUCCAGAAGUGGAAAGAAUUUGGAGAAAGCUUGGCUUUAGGGUCAGCUCUUUCUGAAAGUUUAACAGGUGCUGAAGGAAAGAAGUUUUAUAAAUGUGAUAUAUGUUGUAAACAUUUCAAUAAAAUCUCUCAUCUUAUAAACCAUCGGAGAAUCCACACUGGCGAGAAACCUCAUAAAUGUAAGGAGUGUGGGAAAGGCUUUAUUCAGCGCUCAAGCCUCCUAAUGCAUUUACGGAACCAUUCUGGUGAGAAACCUUAUAAAUGUAAUGAAUGUGGGAAAGCCUUUUCUCAAAGUGCUUACCUUCUAAACCAUCAGAGAAUCCACACUGGGGAGAAACCUUACAAAUGUAAGGAGUGUGGAAAGGGCUUCUAUAGGCAUUCUGGCCUUAUUAUACAUCUAAGGCGCCAUUCUGGAGAGAGACCUUAUAAAUGUAAUGAGUGUGGGAAAGUUUUCUCUCAGAAUGCUUACCUCAUUGACCAUCAGAGGCUACACAAGGGGGAAGAACCUUAUAAAUGUAAUAAGUGUCAGAAGGCUUUCAUUCUGAAGAAAAGCCUCAUUCUGCACCAAAGAAUCCACUCUGGGGAAAAACCCUAUAAAUGUGAUGAAUGUGGAAAAACCUUCGCUCAGACCACUUACCUUGUUGACCAUCAGCGACUCCAUAGUGCAGAGAACCCAUACAAGUGUAAAGAAUGUGGAAAAGUUUUCAUUCGGAGUAAAAGCCUCCUCUUACACCAGAGAGUCCACACAGAAAAGAAAACCUUUGGUUGUAAAAAGUGUGGUAAGAUCUUUAGUUCCAAGUCAAACCUCAUUGACCAUAAGAGGAUGCACAGCAGAGAGAAGCCAUAUAAAUGUACUGAGUGUGGGAAGGCCUUCACUCAGAGUGCUUACCUUUUUGACCAUCAGAGGCUCCACAAUGGGGAGAAGCCCUAUGAGUGUAAUGAAUGCGGAAAAGUUUUCAUUUUGAAGAAGAGCCUCAUUUUACAUCAGAGGUUCCACACUGGAGAGAAUCUCUUUGAAUGUAAAGACUGUGGCAAGGUCUUUGGUUCUAACAGAAACCUCAUUGACCAUGAGAGACUCCACAAUGGGGAGAAGCCCUAUGAAUGUCGAGAGUGUGGGAAAACCUUCAUUAUGAGCAAAAGUUUUAUGGUCCACCAGAAACUGCAUACACAAGAGAAAGCCUACAAAUGUGAGGACUGUGGAAAGGCUUUCAGUUACAAUUCAAGCCUGCUUGUACAUCGGAGAAUCCACACCGGGGAAAAGCCCUUUGAAUGCAGUGAGUGUGGAAGAGCUUUCAGUUCUAACAGAAACCUCAUUGAACAUAAGAGAAUCCACAGUGGUGAGAAACCCUAUGAGUGUAAUGAGUGUGGCAAAUGCUUCAUUCUGAAGAAAAGCCUCAUUGGACACCAGAGAAUUCACACAAGGGAAAAAUCUUACAAAUGCAAUGACUGUGGAAAAGUCUUUAGUUAUCGCUCAAACCUUAUAGCCCAUCAGAGAAUCCACACUGGUGAGAAACCCUAUGCAUGUAAUGAGUGUGGGAAAGGAUUUACUUACAAUAGAAACCUUAUUGAACAUCAAAGAAUUCACAGUGGGGAAAAAACCUAUGAAUGUCAUAUAUGUAGAAAAGUCCUUACUUCUAGUAGAAAUCUUAUGGUACAUCAAAGAAUCCAUACUGGGGAGAAACCUUAUAAGUGUAAUGAGUGUGGAAAAGACUUUAGUCAGAAUAAAAACCUUGUCGUACAUCAAAGAAUGCACACUGGGGAAAAACCUUAUGAGUGUGAGAAAUGUAGAAAAUCCUUUACUUCUAAGAGAAAUUUAGUUGGCCACCAGAGAAUCCACACAGGAGAGAAGCCUUAUGGGUGCAAUGAUUGUAGUAAAGUUUUUAGGCAAAGAAAAAACCUUACUGUACAUCAGAAAAUUCAUACAGAUGAAAAACCCUAUGAAUGUGAUGAGUCUGAAAAAGAAUUCUCUCAGACUUCAGACCUUCGUCAUCAACAAAAAAAUCCAUACCGUGGAGGAAUUCUCUUGGCUACAGAAUACCAAUGAGUCCAAGGCAGAGAUUCAGAAAAUCUAAUGGUAUAUAUAUGUAAAAUCAAAUAGAAUCUCUACUCCUUAAGUAACUGCUAGGGGAAUGACAGUAUAUGGUUCCUAUAAGGAAAAAAUUAAUGAUUGACUCUUACAGAAAGUUAUGACCCUUGAAAGGGACCUUGGAGCAAUUAAGGACUCUGAAGAAACUGGAUUUAUGUCUUAUGAGAUGUAAUGUGGCUGUAAAUGAUAGCAAAAAUAUCUUUGUAUUAAAAAGUGGGCAUUGAUUCUGAAAA
Messenger RNA from Loxodonta africana (African savanna elephant), 4176 nucleotides. It is a transcript of the gene ZNF197, whose product is annotated as zinc finger protein 197. The record is from RefSeq and is a predicted model, not a curated record. The transcript has 5 exons. The coding region runs from base 1271 to 3901 and encodes 876 amino acids. Gene Ontology annotation, biological process: regulation of DNA-templated transcription. NCBI's taxonomy places the organism in Eukaryota, Metazoa, Chordata, Mammalia, Proboscidea, Elephantidae.